AUGCCUGCCAACCCAGCCGCUGGAGUCCCAGUGGAACAGGACUCAGCUGCCGUCACCCUCAGUCCUAACGCUAACCUUCCUGACUGGAUCACAAUUUGCCCCGGAGGACUUAGAGGGAUGCAGUAUUUCCUAAGCCAAGUGAAGAUUGAUGGAAUUGACUCAUUCAGAGGACAAAACCUUCGGAAUAUUAUCUUCAACAUACCGGAGCGACUUCUCCUACACGAGUUUAGCCGUGGAUAUAAUGCGUCUGGAUCAUUCCAAACAGGGGAUCCGGCAUAUGGAUGGGACAAAAUGAGCUUGUAUUCGAUAGCGAAUAAGGAUAGCACGGAGGUCGAAGACUUUCCGCCUCUUAAAAAUGGUGAUACCUUUGCAUACUGGGCUUGUGCUGUUUUCCUCAACAUCUGCAAUUGGGGCACUGGAUCGUGCCGUUAUGUGAGUGAUCCGCCGGCACCACAACUGAACGGAUCGGGGCUGGAUAGGGAGCGGUUCUCUCUCUGA
Messenger RNA from Penicillium hordei, 498 nucleotides. RefSeq lists its product as uncharacterized. The record is from RefSeq and is a predicted model, not a curated record. The coding region runs from base 1 to 498 and encodes 165 amino acids. The transcript has 5 exons. NCBI's taxonomy places the organism in Eukaryota, Fungi, Ascomycota, Eurotiomycetes, Eurotiales, Aspergillaceae.